Xenopus tropicalis (tropical clawed frog) is the source of this 1440-nucleotide messenger RNA. It is a transcript of the gene tra2b, whose product is annotated as transformer 2 beta homolog. The transcript has 10 exons. The record is from RefSeq and is a predicted model, not a curated record. Gene Ontology annotation, cellular component: nucleus. NCBI's taxonomy places the organism in Eukaryota, Metazoa, Chordata, Amphibia, Anura, Pipidae. The coding region runs from base 638 to 1207 and encodes 189 amino acids. Gene Ontology annotation, molecular function: nucleic acid binding; RNA binding.
GCAUGUUCAGAGGCCGGCUGAAGUUAUCGCUUUGGUAAACCUGCAAGGCAAGAUGAGUGAUAGCGGGGAGCAAAAUUAUGCCGAUCGGGUUAAUAUUGAAGAAGGAAAAUGCAGAAGUCGUCAUUUGACAAGUUUAAUAAAUGAGAAUUAUUUGAAGCUCAGAAAUAAGUGAAGCUGAAAUUAAGGAGAAAAAAAAUGCAUGCUAAAUUCAGAACUGAAGUCCUACUUUUAGAAUAUUAAGAAAUUUGUGUGAAGUGGGGAAGAUGAAAAGAAGUCAGAAUUUGAAAAUGAAGAAUGAAGAAAAGAAAUUAAAAUGAAGUUAAGAUAAGAAGUAAUCUGGAAUCAGAAAGCACUACGCUAAGAAUCAAGAUCUGCAUCAAGGAGUGGAAGUGCACGACAAUCUGGCAAGUCUGCAAGUCAGUCCCCGAAUCACUCUGCUGCCCGGUCUCGUUCAAAAGAAGGAUCCAGGCAUUCCAGAUCAAAAACCAGAUCCAGAUCUGACUCAAGGUCUAGAUCAAGAAGAAGUUCUCGUAGACAUUAUACAAGAUCACGCACUCGCUCUAGGUCUCGGAGGAGAUCAAGAAGCCGGUCACACAGUAGAGACUAUAGAAGACGUCGCAGCCAUAGUCAUUCUCCUAUGUCUACUCGGCGAAGGCAUGUUGGAAACAGGGCUAAUCCAGAUCCUAACUGCUGUCUGGGAGUAUUUGGUUUGAGUCUAUAUACUACAGAACGUGAUCUUAGAGAAGUAUUUUCGAAGUAUGGUCCAAUUAGCGAUGUUUCCAUAGUUUAUGACCAGCAGUCAAGACGUUCAAGAGGAUUCUCUUUUGUAUAUUUUGAAAAUGUUGACGAUGCAAAAGAGGCAAAAGAACGUGCUAAUGGCAUGGAACUUGAUGGACGACGGAUACGUGUUGAUUUCUCAAUAACAAAACGACCUCAUACACCUACACCAGGAAUAUACAUGGGAAGACCAACAUAUGGCAGUUCACGGCGCAGAGAUUAUUAUGAUCGGGGAUAUGACAGAGGCGGGUAUGACGACCGAGAGUACUACAGCAGAUCCUACAGAGGGGGAGGAGGUGGAGGUGGAGGAUGGCGUGGAGGACAAGACAGAGACCAGUUUUCUAGGAGGCGGUCUCCUUCACCAUACUAUAGCCGUGGUAGCUACAGAUCUCGCUCCAGAUCACGAUCAUACUCUCCACGUCGCUAUUGAAACCUGGUUCAUGAUCACUUCUAUGAUGUGUUUUGGUAAACUCUACAAACUUGUAGGCUUUUUGUGCAGCCUUGAAGAUAUAAUGCAUGUGUUUUUAUAGUCUGACUUGUGACUGCUAAAGAUGUUUAUAUAGCUUAAGCAAUUUUGUGUCACUUUACCCUCUUUACACCUUCAAUAUCUGAAUUCAACAAGCUAAAAUAAAGCAAAAUUUGAGUUUUGUUUUUAUUAUUCCA